Trichophyton rubrum CBS 118892 is the source of this 1257-nucleotide messenger RNA. RefSeq lists its product as uncharacterized. The record is from RefSeq and is a predicted model, not a curated record. The transcript has 4 exons. Gene Ontology annotation, molecular function: oxidoreductase activity. NCBI's taxonomy places the organism in Eukaryota, Fungi, Ascomycota, Eurotiomycetes, Onygenales, Arthrodermataceae. Bases 1 to 1257 code for a protein of 418 amino acids.
AUGGAUUCCAUGCUCAAUUUCCGUUCGCCAUUCUCCUGGUUCUCGUCAGCGGGGAAGGAUGAUAGGAAUUUACCAAGCGUUGAAAUAAAACCUAUCCAAGCUCAUGAUAUCGAAUCUGCGGAAGAAAAGCCUGGCAGGCGGCUACGGCAACUGCUAAAAUUAAACCACGCAACUAAUGCUAUCAUAUAUAACAAUCUCUCAUUCUUCAAUCACAUACCCCAUCUCCUUUCUACCGCUUAUUUGCUGGGUGGAAGCUCGGAUCACCUGGACCGUCUCUAUGAAGCCGAAUCCAAGGAACAAGAGCCCUGGAGCGCUUCACCUAGUGAGAUUGGCCAGGCAGAAGACUGGAGAUUAGCAUUGGGCAGGAGAGAAUUUCAGAGAGCUUAUGUGGAUUUUUUUGAAGAUGAGCUGUCUCGCAUGGGAUAUGAUUGGAAUGCUGUAGUUUUACAGUAUCUUUGUUCCGAAGAAAAACCAUUAAUAAACUCUUUGAUUGCUGGCUUCGGCCAUCCGCUUAUACAUCUUGGAUAUGCAUUCGAAGUGUCCAGCCGAGAGAUUGCUAUGGAAUCACUCGCAAUGGUUUCAUGCUGCUAUGACGAUGUUCACAAGUUCUUUGACGAACCAUCGGACCUUCAAAAAAGCAUGGCCCCAAAAUAUAUCACUUGUUCAACUUACGAAGUUCUAAAUAAAAUCCGUGGAGAUAAACGUUUUGACGGUAUUUUUAGAGGCCCAGGAGCUAAUAAUGUUGAGGUACUUUUGAAAACACACCAGGAGUUGAUACUUGAGCAUUGGAUGGCAUGGGUCCCUCAAGAUGCAAACUUAACAGAAGAGUUACAUGCCAUACAGCGGCUUGCAACAACAUUGAUGGCGACCCGUCACAACGGAAAUCAGCAUGAUUUUUUCUUUGACCAUCUUCUGACUACGACCCAUGCGCUGCGUGUCAUCAUACCACUGGUUCCAAAAAAAUUCCAUGGCCCUCUACUGCGUCAGUGGUUUUUAUUGGCAGUGGCCAUUUAUAUUGCCCAGCUGCGACCGAAAAUAGAUGCUAAAGAUAUAGAAUGCUACAACAUUGAUGGGAAAGACUGGGCCUGGGUCGAUAAACUGGCUCUAACCCACGAGAUGGCGAUUUCACCUCAUUAUAUCAAGCCUCUAAGAACGCUCAAGGAGGCGGCUAAGACCUGGAGUGAUGAGGAAGGGUUUUUUCUCCGGGCUGCAGUGAAAUUUAUUGAAACAUUCGACGGGUUUGGUGGCCUUGGAUGA